This is a messenger RNA of Brenthis ino (lesser marbled fritillary), 342 nucleotides long. The record is from the annotation of a GenBank genome assembly. Lineage: Eukaryota; Metazoa; Arthropoda; Insecta; Lepidoptera; Nymphalidae.
AUGAUUGAUAUGUCGACAGCUUCGCUAGAUGGAUAUAUAGCAGGCCAAGACUAUCCAGCUUUUGAAGAAGUGCCUACAGGUUUGUCAUUUACUUGCGAUGACAAAAUACCUGGAUACUACGCGGACCCAGAGACUCAGUGCCAGGUAUGGCACUGGUGUGUACCAAGUCUGGGCGGCAACACCAUGUACUCCUUCAUUUGUGCUCCUGGUACUGUUUUCAACCAACAAUCAAGAGUUUGUGAUUGGUUCUUUAAAGUAGACUGUCCAAACUCUCCAGCUUAUUACGGAGUCAACGAAGAUCUUUAUAAAGAUGAAGCCGGAAAUUACAUAGCAGGGAAAAAG